Acanthosepion pharaonis is the source of this 1143-nucleotide messenger RNA. Lineage: Eukaryota; Metazoa; Mollusca; Cephalopoda; Sepiida; Sepiidae. The record is from the annotation of a GenBank genome assembly.
AUGUUGACUCAGAAAAAAAAUGUAAAAAAAAAGAAGCACUUAAACACUUUUCAAGAAAGAAACCUUCCAGUUCUCUCUCUCUCUCUCUCUCUUCUGCUUAACCUACCCUCUAUAAAUCUCAAGCUUUUCUCUCUCAACUUCCGUUUUCCCUCUCUCAUAUUUCUCUCUCUAACAAUUCUCUCUGUAACUCUUAGUCUUAUUGUACACAUUGUUAAUUUACUCCGUUUUCUUCGUUCCCUUGAUAACAUCUGCCUGUCUAGAGCCUUUGCAAUUCUCCUUCCUUUAAAAAUAUCUAUUCUUUCCUUCAGUAACAUCUGCUUCUUCUCGAUUUUUACACUUUACUACUACCCUUUUCCCCAUACUUUUCCUCUCUCUUUUUUAUUAAAAUUUAUCUAUUCUUGCCUUUUCUUCUCUCCUAGUCCUAAUGCCAUCUGUCUAUCUGACUCUUUUUUUCGUUUUGCUUUCUUUCUCAGGUUCUCUCUCUUUCACCGCUUUCUCUUACUUAGUAGCAUUAAUCUUUUUCCUUUAACAGCUGUCUUAUCCCUUUUCUUACUUUUCCUUCUUUUAAUUCUCAUUAUUUCUUUCUCUUUUUCUCUUUCUUUUCUUACUAUUGGUCAGAAUAACCUUCCUUGCUCGUUUUUUCUUUCACAUUUUUCAUCUAUCAAGAUAACGCUUGUUAUCGAAAUUUCCCUAAUUUUUUCUUUUUUGAUCAUUUUCUUUCACGAUUCUUUCUCUCCAGUCUCUCUAAAUAUUUCUUUCGUUCCUUCUGACUUUUUACAAUUACAACGUUCUCUGGUUUUUUCUUUCCUCUUUCUUACAAAUUACACCAUUUCUUUCAUUUUCUCUAUUUUCAUCUCUCUCUCUAUCGUUUCUACUCAUCAUUAUUUCUUUUCCCACUUUUCUAUUUUUCUUUUCUAUCACUUUCUUCCAUGUUCUAAUCAUUCGCUCACAUUUCUUCACUCCAUUUUUCAUUCUGCACCUCUCUUCGAAAUUAUUAACCAUUCUUUUCUCCUUUUAGAUUUAUUAUCUCUUUUUCCUCUCAUAUUCACUUUUUCAUUUUCUAUUGCUCUCAAAGAUUUUUCCUUUCUCUUUCUUUCAAACACUCUCCUCUUUUUCCUUGCUUCUAUGAACCCUAGGGCCUAA